CUCCAUCUCUAGUUUUUGCCAAACACUGAUUGUGUUACAGUUUGUGUUAGCUCUGGAAAGUGGAAAUGUUUCCGUGUCUGCAGUUUAAGUCAUUUCUGAGCAUGUCGAUAUGACGAUGCCUUUGUGUGUGAAAACUGAAGUGAAAAAGGGUGAUGAGAUGAAGCUUUAUUUGGGGGACUAGUUCUCGUUUCGGUAACUAGCAUUACUAGGAAGAGAUAUAGAGAAUGAAAGAUAAAGGACGAUGAGUGAUUUUAUAUCUAUAGAGUUAUGCUCAGUUUUAAAUUUCUAUUCUGUUUCUCACUGGAAAGUUUUGCAAGUUUAUACUUUGGUCUUACAAGCUGCAAUUAUAAUCCUAGCAUUUUUGGGAGGUAUGUUGGUUCAAGCUAUUUAUAAUCCUCUGCUUUAUACUUCAAGUUUAGAGCUAUAGCUGUUUGGUUUUGUUGUCAAUUUUUGGUUGUAUAUUUAUAUAUUCACUUGGUUGGUACUGCUAUUUUAUUUAGUCUUGCAUGUGUUUGGUUGUGGACAGACUAGGUAUUUGGUUUAGGGUACAAAACCAUGAAUAUGCAGAGAAGUAAUUAGUGGAAGAAUAUCCUGUUGUGAUUUUGGUUUAUCUAAAGCUCUUAUGGCCGUCUAUUUAUCUAUUACCAUUUGAUGUGCUAUCCCAUUUAGCUUUUGGUUCAGUAUGAUACACAAGAAUACAAGAUGUGUGUGUGCGCGUGCGUUUUUUGGGUUCUAUGAGAGGAUUAUUUGUGUCAUCUUGAGAUUGGCAUUCUGUAAGUAAGUGAUUUGGUUGCUUGGCUGAAGAAUAUCUUUUGAUAUUGGAUUCAUCCUUGGUGUCGUGAACAUUCUGCACAACAUGCAUGCAGUAAAGUGUGCAUGGGCUGGGCAAGCAUUUGCAGUUGCUGGUUGCAAUGAUUCUGGAGGAAGGAAGACAAGGAUAAGGCGCUCAAAGGAAGAGAGAAAAUCCAUGGUUGAGACUUUUAUAAAGACAUAUCAGAAAUCAAAUAAUGGAAAUUUUCCUUCACUGAAUCUUACACACAAGGAAGUUGGUGGUUCUUUCUACACAGUACGGGAAAUUGUUCGAGAAAUAAUUCAAGAAAAUAGAAUUUUAGGUCCUGCUACGUUGCCCUCAGAAGAGCUGACUGAUGAACAUCCAUUCUUUUCCCUAUCAGUUGAACCUCAUUCUUCUUUAUCAUCUCCAGAUGCCAUUCCUGUUAUUACAGAUGUUGCACCCAGUCACUACCAGAGUACAAGUGAAGAAAAUGUUUUAGAUUCCAAUGGGCACAUUCAUGGAUUUGAUAAGAACCAGUCAGAUAAUGAACAAAUGUUUGGUGUUAGAAGUGACAUACUUGAACAAGACAGACAUGAACAACCAAAUAUCCCUAGUCAUAAUGAAAUUCUUGAAGAUGAACGGAUUUUGCAUUAUAAUUUGAAAUCCUCUGAAACAGAUGUUGAGAAACUUAAUGAUGAUAAAACUGUUGAGUUCAGUGAUGCAAUAGAGAAAGAUGACAACAUGAGUAAUGACACUUCAAGGAAUCUUUUGCUUCAUCAUCAAGGUGAUGUCGAAGAUAAUAAGAUUUCCUGUUCCUCUGGUAACGUCACUGAAACUGAAGCUCAGAAUGAGAGUUUGUGCAGUGAGGAAAUUGUUGAUGGAAGCAGUCUUACAGUUGAGAGAGUUGAAACACCUCAAGAACCAAUCUAUAUAGAGUCACCAGUAAAGGAAAGUUUGGCAGAUAAUGAAGAUGGGGCAGAAGAACUCAAGGUAUCAAAAGCUGGAGUCACUCGCAAGAUUGCUGAUGUAGUGGUUGAAAAGUUUCCAUUGCGGCCCAUUUCUACGACAUUUUUUGACUCGGAUGAAAAUAUAAGUGAAAUAAAUGGCACUUCACUGGGAGCCAGAAGAGAACAUGACAUUAUAAACUCUUCCAAAAAUCCUUCUCAUUUGAUGAACAAGAAGGUUGACGCAAUACUUGCAGGUCCAACGUUGGAGAUGAGUUCUGAAGUCAUGAACAAGAAAGUCCUGGAAUCAUCAUUGCAAAGUUCAACUUCCUCCACAAAUGAAGCAGCCACUGCUGCUGACUUAAAAGUAAAGGAUUCAUCUGUUGAAACCAAGACUUUUAGUGGUAGUUCCAACAGAUCUUAUGAGAAACUAGUUUCAGAGGAGUCUCUUGCAAUAAAAAAUAUACCUGGUACACAAGAACAUGACAGCAGCCAUCAGAAAGGAAAUAAUCCUCCACUUGAUAGAAUCAAUCUCAGUGAAACAUGGAAAGAGACCAAAGGGACAACCACCAAGCAUGAAUCAAAUCCACUUUUGGCUUUUUUCAAGGCCUUGUUCACUCCCAUUAUGAAACUUUUGGACUGAAGCAUGGCUUUUCCUUUGAACUUGUCCAGAAUAUAGAUAGAUCAUGGCAAUCUCUUCAAGUCCUAUUUUUCAAUGUUUCCUUCUAAAGUUUUGCAUGGAUUGGAUUGAUUUUGAAUGACCUUGUGUGUCCCAUUCACCACUUGCUUUGCUAGCUAGAUAUUGAGGUACUUAGGCUGUGAAUUGUGAUGGAACAUGUUAUUCUUAAAGUAGGAAAAAUAUUUGGAGUUGUGGAUUGAGCUAGUUGCUCUGCAUUUUAUAUUCUUAGGAAUGUGAAUAUGGUAAUAUCAGUUUCCUUAUUUGAUUCAAUGGAAUUUGAGAUUAUUCUUGAGAA
Molecule: messenger RNA, 2690 nt
Organism: Ipomoea triloba (trilobed morning glory)
Lineage: Eukaryota; Viridiplantae; Streptophyta; Magnoliopsida; Solanales; Convolvulaceae
Exons: 5
Coding region: 857-2359 (500 amino acids)
Source: RefSeq, a predicted model, not a curated record